CUGCCCCCAACCGAGGGGAACCAGUUUGCUCCCAGUGGUAAGCGGCGUAAGCAAACAAGCCAACAUGAGCAGCGACUCGUACCAGCACUAUUUUUACGACUAUGACUGCGGAGAGGAUUUCUACCAUUCCUCGACGCCCAGUGAGGACAUCUGGAAGAAAUUCGAGUUGGUGCCGCCGUCCUGUGACUUGGGUCCCGCCGCCGAGGAUGCGGCCCCCGGCUUUGGUUCCCCGGAACCGUCUCUGGUAGGAUGCACUGGGGACAAGACGGAAUCUCAGGGGCAUUUGAAAGCGUGGGACGCGAACUACUCCCCUCUCACCCGCAGCGACUGCAUGUGGAGUAGCUUCUCCGCCCAGGAGCCGCUGGAGAGAGUGGCGGGUGACCCGCUUACCGUUGGCGCGCCCUCGGGGAACUCGCCCAAGGAGUGCGCCACUUUCGACUACACUCCCGAACUGGAAGCCGACAGCCUAGCGCUCACCUCCCAGUGUUUGCUGGGCGAGGCCAAGAUCCAGGCCUGCUCCAAGUUUGAGAGCCCAAGCGACUCCGGGGGUAAAAAAGUCGACGUGACAGUAAAGAGGCAGUCUUUGAGUAAUCGGAAGCUGGUCACCAUCGCGGUGCAUGGAGACUUUCUGGAUCCCUGCACGAAUCUCUUCCACAUCUCCGUCCACCGGCAACAGCACAACUAUGCUGCUCCCUUUCCUCCAGAAAGCUGCUCCCAAGAAGGGGCUCCAGAAAGGGUUCCCCCAAAAGAGGCUCCAGAAAGAGUAGCUCCGUGGGGAAAUGAUAAUGAGGAUGAAGAGAUUGUGAACCUCCCACCUGUAAAAAGUGAGGCUGCCCAGUCCCGCCAGCCCAAACCCAUCCCUUACGAUACUGAGAAUGAGACCAAGAAGAAGAACCACACCUUUCUGGAGCGCAAGAGACGGAGUGAUCAGCGUUCACGGUUCUUGGCCCUGAGGAACGACAUACCCGCCCUGGCCAGCUGCUCUAGGGUUUCCAAAGUAAUGAUCCUAGUCAAGGCCGCGGAAUACUUACAAGAACUGAUAGGGGCUGAAAAGAAGAUGGCCGCGGAGAAAAGGCAGCUCAAACAUCAGCAACGGCAAUUGCAGAAAGAAUUAAGUACCUCACUGACCAAAAAGCCUGACUGUUCUGUUUGAAAAAGACACAAGUUUUCUUUUUAACAUUCCUCUCCCCUUUAUUAACUUGAACAUUUUUGUUGCAGCAGAACACUCUGGACAGUAGAUUGCAGAAUACAUUACAGCCCGUGCACCUACAAUAUAAAGGCUUGUGUUCUUGGACAGCUUGAAAUCCAGCUCUCUCUCUUCCCUGACUCAUGGGAGUGCCUUGUGCUUUUGGCACCUUUGGCUUUUCAGCAGGCAGCUGACUGAGGAAACUUGGGGUCUGCCUGGCUCACUAUCUCCAAAGAAAAUGUUGACAGCUGCUAUGCAGCAGGUGGUGGAUGUUGUUGGGGACUCCAGCCUGCAGGAAAUCUCAUAUGCUGCAUGAACUUUAGGAUGGGAAAGGAUGCUUCUACUGGUGUCUCUGGGGUGAUGCAAGGACAGCUGGGUGUGGACAGUCUCCCUGCAACUCCUUUUUUCCCUAGGAGACACACAGCUGUCUUGGGUGAAGACAAACCUAGAGACUUGACCAACAUGGACCAUUACCUCACUGUCGGACACUACAGUAGCUAAGAAGUUGGAAACUUUAUGUAUAUAUGUAUAUAUUAUGAUGUUGACUGACCCCCUUCCUCCCAUUCUCAAUGUUGUGAUGCUGAGAACAUUUAAAGAGCUUCGCCUUUAAAGUAAGUAUUUGUCUUAGAGCCCUCUGGGCUCUCUUCUCUAAGGGAAGUAACUUUCUUUCCUCACAGGGACUUUGUCUCAUUCUGCCUCUGUUAUGUAGUGGGUUCUACAGCACCCUUUCCCACAGGUCAGAAAUAUUUCCUUAAGACAGAGGGAAAUGGGUCUUAGCCUGGGGCCUGGGGAAAGUUCGGAGUCCUGGUUCAUGAACUUGAUCCCUACCCAGUUGUUUUCCAAGGGGCACUUAAGGCCCAAUCUUUUCUUGAGGCAGGUGUGAGGCUAGGGAGAACUGUAACACUUCCUCUUUUCACACCUAUCUCUCAUGUCAAUGCUUGACUGAUGAAUUUGAAGUUCUACUAGAACAAUGCAAACUUGUUUUUUUCAUGUAUCUUCAAGGAGCUUGCUGGCUCUGCAGCCACCCUUGGGCCCUCGCACCAGCCUGCAAUGAGUCAGAUAUCUUUCACAGAAUCUAGGCCUUUCUGAAGUUUGCUGGAGAGCCAUUAGGACUCACCCAGUGUUCCAGAAGGUGGACUUGCCUCCCGGUGGGUUUUAAAGGAGCCUCCAGGAACUCUACUUCUCAACCAUGAUGGAUUUUUUUUUUUUUUGAGACAGAGUCUUGCUCUGUCACCCAAGCUGGCGUACAAUGGCAAGAUCUCAGCUUACCACAACCUCUUCCUCCCGGGUUCAAGCGAUUCUCCUGCCUCAACCUCCUUAGUAGCUGAGAUUACAGGCAUGCACCAUCACCAUGCCUGGCUAAUUUUUGUAUUUGUAGUAGAGACGGGAUUUCACCAUGUUGGCCAGGUUGGUCUCGAACUCCUGACUUCAGGUGAUCCGCCUGCCUCUAUGAUGUAUUUUGCCCCAACUGGACUCUGCAGCUCCACGUGAAAUCCAGGUGCAGCCUCCAGUCUGGGAAAGUCAUCCAACCCAGUAGUUGUCAUGUGGGUAACCUCAGGAACCCCUAAGCCUGUCCUGUGAAAAGGAACAGCCCUUCCAGAUUUCUGCCUAGGAAAGCAGGUGCAUGAUUGGAAGUUGGGAGGAUAGGGAAUGAUAAGUACUAUUUGUGUCUCUGGAACACCAGCUGGUACUUCCAAAUCUAUUGUCCAUAAUGGUUUCUUCUGAGGUUGUUUCUUGCACUCAGAGAAUUCCAGGGAAUGUUUAGAAAUAGCCUCUUUACCCUUGUGGAGCAUGAUUUACAAGAGUCAGCUGACUUUUGGAACUGUCUAUGGAGAACAGGUUGAGUGUAGGUACUGAUGUUUCACCUGAAUAGCUUGUGUUUUAUUAGCUGCUGUUUGGUAUUAUAUUGGAGAGUAGUAUUUUCUAUAUUGCAUUUUUGUAUGCCUUUUGCAAAGUGGUUUUAACUCUUCAUACAAGAAAAAAGUACUCAGGCAAUUCUUGUAAAAGGGGUCUGAAUAACUUGUGUUUUGUCAGCUGCUGUUUGGUAUUAUUCUGGGGGUGGGGGGAGUAUUUUUUAUACUGCAUUUUGUAUGCCUUUUGCAAAGUAGUGUUAACUCUUUGCACAAGAAAAUAGCUCUUGGGUAAUUCUGUUAAAAGGGUCUGAAUUAUUUUGAAAAGCAAGUUUACCUGAAACUUUGUACUUAAUUGUGAUCACUGCUUGCCUGGUUGUAAAGUUUUACCUUCUCGGACAUCUUCCAA
Callithrix jacchus (white-tufted-ear marmoset) is the source of this 3445-nucleotide messenger RNA. Its product is annotated as putative myc-like protein MYCLP1. The record is from RefSeq and is a predicted model, not a curated record. NCBI's taxonomy places the organism in Eukaryota, Metazoa, Chordata, Mammalia, Primates, Cebidae. Gene Ontology annotation, biological process: regulation of DNA-templated transcription. Gene Ontology annotation, molecular function: DNA-binding transcription factor activity; protein dimerization activity.